GCAAUACAUACUUCAAGGGGCAAGUUUACAAAUGCCUGUAUCGGAACCAUCCACGUGUAUAUAUAUCUACGUCCACCCUCGUCUUACAUAGCCCUCUCACUCCUUUCAUCUUCAUUAUAACACUAGAAUCGCUUCGAACACUAUAUACCCAACAGCAAUCAACUAACUCCUUACACUAUAACCAGCUGACUUUAACACAUCCAAUAUGGCCGGACAAGAGUUUACAGGAAACGCUUUCGUUACUGGCGGAGGUAGCGGAAUAUCGAAGGCGAUCUGCGUGGCGUUUGCAAGGCGCGGGGUACGUGGACUAGUGAUAGCGGAUAUCAACCUCGAGCUCGCGAUCAAGACCGCCGCAGAGAGCAAAGCAGUCGCCAUAAAUCCAGAGUUCCGUGUAGAAGCAUACCAGCUCGAUGUGGCACAUCCAGAAUCUGUCCAAAAUGCCAUCGACCGCAUGGCCGACACAUUCGGGCGCAUUGACUACGUUAUAAAUGGAGCUGCUGUUCUUGGAGAGUAUAACGAGGUAUCAGAGACUGGCCUUGACACGCUGCGGAGGACCUUCGAAGUCAACGUACAAGGAUCAUUCCUAGUAUUAAAAGCGGCCACGAAAGUCAUGGCGUCCCAAAAACCCGUGGUGAUCGACGAAUCGCUCCCAGCGCGGGGUGUCUCCCGUGGGGUUAUUGUCAACAUUAGCUCAGUAGUUGGCAUAAUCGGUCUACCGAAAAUAGUGCAAUGCGUUGCCUCGAAACACGCGGUAAUCGGUUUAACCAAGACUGCGGCUCUCGACAACAUUAAACACAACAUUCGCGUCAACUGCGUCUCGCCGUCAUGGGUGGAUACUCCUGUGGUGCAAACUGCCGUCAAGAGCCUCCCAUCGUUAGAAAAGACCAUCGAGUCCCACUUACCAAUGGGGCGUAUGGGGCUCCCGGAGGAGAUUGCAGACGUGGUUCUCUUCCUAUGCAGCCCGGGUUCGAGUUGGGUCAAUGGUACCAACUUCAUCGUUGAUGGGGCCAUGACAGUUGGGCCAUGUAGUCCGGACAUGUGAUCAUCGUACUAUUUAUUAGUGGGCACGGAAGCCAGCCUUAAGGAAAGCCUCACGGAGUUUAGGGAUUUGGUUUAUGCGAAGAGAAAUUCACCCUUCAAUUCUGAUCUUGAUUUGGGGAAUCGGGGGAAAUAUUGGGCACCUAAGUGGUCGAUCCCUCCAUAUACCAGGCAUUCCAUUAGGUAGCUUCUUGAAUAGAAACAAGAAAAAUAGCUGUUCACAAAGA
Molecule: messenger RNA, 1265 nt
Organism: Daldinia decipiens
Lineage: Eukaryota; Fungi; Ascomycota; Sordariomycetes; Xylariales; Hypoxylaceae
Product: NAD(P)-binding protein
Exons: 4
Coding region: 206-1042 (278 amino acids)
Source: RefSeq, a predicted model, not a curated record